Menidia menidia (Atlantic silverside) is the source of this 2220-nucleotide messenger RNA. Lineage: Eukaryota; Metazoa; Chordata; Actinopteri; Atheriniformes; Atherinopsidae. The record is from the annotation of a GenBank genome assembly.
AUGACGAUCAACCCACAUGUCGAGUCUGCCAAGUUUCUUAAGAUCGCUAUUGUUGUUGUGACAGUGAUCGGGUCCCUGUUGACAGUCCGGCCGCUGAGGUCCGUGAGUGGAAAUGUAGCGGGGGGGCCGGGGACGUGCUCCGGAGAGGACUCCUCUGUUUGGAUCAUGUGCGCCAGGCGCAAAAGCGCACUCUCCCUAAGAAUGACUCUUCACUGCCGGUGGGAGCCACACUCUCUGCUUUUAUCGCUGCUGUGUCGCUGGCUGUGUACCUCUGCUGGGGGUCUACAAAUCCUGGAACAGGACGCGCCUGAACUCAUCUGCAGCAAGGGCUUCGCUGAUUGCAGCUUGAGCUCAGCGGGGUUCUCCGCGGCCCUGCUGGAUCCGUACGGCUCUGUGGAGGUCAGCGGCGUGCAGCUCAGCGCUGGCCUGUGCCGCUCCGCCAGCAGCUACAAACCCUGUCUGCAAAUCCACAUCUCUCUCCAAGAUGUGGUUUGGACGUCUGAAGAGUCAGGUGCUGAUAGCGACAAGGAAGAGACGAGAUCAGACGGUGAAACUCUGGUCAAAGUGUGCCUCUCCUUUCCGGGUAACACUGACAUUUGCAAGGCGGUGCAAUUUACAGCAGUGAAUUUUAAGUCAAGACUGGCAUCCGAAGAGAACUCGCAUAAGCUGCUGUUGACAGAGCAAGUAGAUUUUGGGAUUACUGUUGUGGUGGUCACAGACUCAAAGGAAGUGCACAACGUCCAAAAUAUCACGAUUCCCGCUCUGGAGGAAGUGUGCUCCUCAAAGUUUGGGAGGAAUGUAACAGAAUGUGCCGUUCCCAGACUCCAGGCUGUGACCGAGCACGAGAGAAAUGUGGUGCGGCUGAAACUUGAAAACACAGAUUCCAAACAGGACCUCUUUUUGAUGAUGGUUUGGAAUGAAAUACCCCGAAAGGUUCUUCCAUGGCCCAAAGGAAAGAGUGAGAUGGUCAUCUCAAAAGACUUUGUUGCACCAUGCCUGUGCUUCCAGGUAUGGUGGAAGGGCAGAGACAGGAGAGGAAAAUAUUGUCCUUUCACAGGUCAGAAAGACGCCCUUGAAAGAAUGCGACUGAAUGUCUCAGUGACUGUGGUGGAGACAGUCACGAGAGACGGUGGGACGGGUUUGAGGUGGAACGCGACAUCUCCCUGUAUACUGGAGGCAGAGGUGUGGCUCUGCAAGAGAGCCGUGGCAGGGGGCCAGUGCGAAGAAGUGAUGGGCUCCAGGCAAAAGCUCCAGGCGGGCUGGAUUGCGACACACAACGGGCACUGGCAAACUGGGGAGUUCAAUGUGUCAUCCAACCCUCUGCUAUGUGUUCAGAUGAAGAUAAAAGGAAUGGAGUCACACUUGGAGCCCCACUGUCCUUUUUCAACAUCUCGAGUGAGAUGGAUCCUGCCGCUCCUCAUUGGACUGCCACUAAUGUGUUUGGCUGUGUUAGGAGCCUAUUUCUUACAAGGCGUCCUAAAAGGCUAUGUUUGGAGAUGGCUGAAAGAAGACGAUGCCGUGGGCUUCACUGUGUCCCUGGACCUGUGGAGCCAGUCCGAGCUUGCCAAGCUGGGGCCGGUGGCGUGGCUGCACUCGCGGCUGGACCGGCUGCAGAGGCAGGGAGGCAAGGUAGUGCUGGUCCUCACACAGGCCACCUGGACGAGGGCCGAGGAAUGGGGAGCUCAGAGCAGCUUUAGGAACACGCCUAGAGAGAAGGACGGAGGCCCGGGGGAGGACGUGGAGACAGCGGGGAGCUGCAACGCCUCGUCUCACCGCGCGGAUGUUUUCGGGGCUUCUCUGAGCUGUAUCCUAGCAGAUUAUUUACGGGGGCGCGCGGGUGAGCGGUUCAUGCUGGUGCAGUUUGAAUCGCUUCCUCCGGAGCCUCCGGCUAGUUUCAGGCCACUGCCACAGCUCUUCCGUGGCCUCCAUGUCUACAGCCUUCCAUCCCAGAGUCUGGGUUUUCUGACUGAGCUAGCUGGAGCAAAGCAAACGGCUUCAGCAUCGGACAGAAGGAAAAGGACGGGAGGGCUCAGGAUGGCAUCCCGUACUCUGGCCCAAAGGCUGUCAGGGUUCACGGCGGGGACAAAUGUGUUACGACAGGGCUGUGUCGGCGUGGGGAUUGAAGACUCUGGAGAAACGGUGCCCUUAAAGCCAUGCCUUCCCACACCCCCGUCCAGCCCUGACACCGAGCCCAGAGUCAGUGAAGUGGAGUGUCUCUGA